AUGCUCCAAGUGAAGGACGUAUACAUUACUGAUGCUGGGAAAACGCAGGAAUUAUUGAAGCGGUUUGCCGUAUGGAGCAGAGAGAAUAUUAACGUUUUGGAAAAUGUUUUGGAUGGAUUUCCGAGUAGUAUUGACUGGGACACCUUGAUAGAUAUGUUCAAGGAUCUGGAUGCACCAUGGACCUCGGAGGAAUCAUACAUUAUACUGUCCCAGUUAGAUCCUAAUGAUAACGGUGUUGUGUCUAGCUCGACUUUUCUUCACCUAACUGAGCAAACGGGAAAUACCCCAACUUUCUCACCAUUGCAAUCCAUCCACGAAAGCACGAUGUUAUUCACACCUGAUUCCGAAUCAACUGUGCACGUAUACCUGCGACCCGCUUCGUCAAUGGCUCCUGGGAGUUUGCUGAACGUUGAACUUAAUGUGGGUAGUCAAACCACUAUACAACAGCUAAGUCGAACAUUGCUGUUUCUACUGGAUUUGCCAGCUACAGAACUGCUCAUCCGAGAAUCUAGAUACAAUGGCCCACAAGUCGACCCAAAUACAAAACUGGAGGCUCUGAAUCCAGAGGAUUCUAUCACCCUGUUUUACGAGUAUCCCGUUGGGUACGCUGAUUGUCCACUUAUUCGAUACGAUCAUUACUUCAAAUGGCGAACGGUUGAUCGUUUUUUGAGUGAAUAA
Messenger RNA from Opisthorchis viverrini, 678 nucleotides. RefSeq lists its product as hypothetical. Bases 1 to 678 code for a protein of 225 amino acids. The transcript has a single exon. Lineage: Eukaryota; Metazoa; Platyhelminthes; Trematoda; Opisthorchiida; Opisthorchiidae. The record is from RefSeq and is a predicted model, not a curated record.